This is a messenger RNA of Helobdella robusta, 559 nucleotides long. RefSeq lists its product as hypothetical. The transcript is spliced from 3 exons. NCBI's taxonomy places the organism in Eukaryota, Metazoa, Annelida, Clitellata, Rhynchobdellida, Glossiphoniidae. The annotation marks the transcript as partial. The record is from RefSeq and is a predicted model, not a curated record.
AUGUGGGACGAAUUUCUUAGUAUAUGUCAGUUAAUUUUUGAAACUAAAGUCGAAGACAAAUUUCCCUGUUUUCUCGCUGAUGACUUGUGGAAAGUUACUAAUUGUGACAAUAGAUUCGAGAAAUUGUCAGUUGAACAGGUGAGGUUGCAAAAAAGUGUUAUUCAAAAUAGUCCGGCCGUCCUGGAAUUUCUUGAAGAGCAUGGCAAUAUACUGAGUGAUGUCCAAAAAAAUGUGAACAGUUUUAGGUGCCAGGGUGAUCCAAAGUUGCAGAAUUUCGGAUUGAAUGAGCUGCGAUUAGCGUCCAGUAGAUUUGAUGGCACCGGUUGUCUCAAAACUUUCUUAAAAAAGUUUGAGAUAUGUGCCAGGUACAAUAAUUGGAAUCUCGUAGACAUGGAAGCGUAUUUGUCAUGUUCGUUAACAGGUGAAGCUUCACAGGUUCUCUGGGAUUUAACAGGUUUAGGUUACCAAGAGCUGGUAUCUAAGCUAGAAGAUCGUUUUGGAACAAGAGGUCAUGAAGAGUCAUACAGGUACGAAUUACAGAUUCUUCGUCGAAAACCUG